Carcharodon carcharias (great white shark) is the source of this 1619-nucleotide messenger RNA. Its product is annotated as macrophage metalloelastase-like. Gene Ontology annotation, cellular component: extracellular matrix. The transcript is spliced from 10 exons. Gene Ontology annotation, biological process: extracellular matrix organization; proteolysis; collagen catabolic process. The coding region runs from base 29 to 1354 and encodes 441 amino acids. Gene Ontology annotation, molecular function: zinc ion binding; metalloendopeptidase activity. The record is from RefSeq and is a predicted model, not a curated record. Lineage: Eukaryota; Metazoa; Chordata; Chondrichthyes; Lamniformes; Lamnidae.
GCUGUUUACCACACAGUAAACAACCAAAAUGAAGCCAGUAUGCUUUUAUCUUACCGUUGUGCUCGAACUUGGCUUUCUAGCCAUUUCUUCAUCUGCACUUCCAUUGUUCUUAGUGGAGGGAGAUACAAGAGAUCCUCAGAGAAUGCAGAAAUCUUUUCACCUUAAAAUAACUGGAAACCUGAUCAAUGGAACAAUAGAUCCACAUGACGCUCCUCGAUGUGGAGUGACUGAUCUCCAAAAGUUUGAAAUUCUCCCUGGUUCUGUUAAAUUUGAGAAGACGUCCCUCACUUACAGAGUACAGCAAUAUACAUCUGACUUAACACAGGAUGUUGUGGAUGAUAUUUUGAAAAACGCUUUUCAAUUUUGGGCUGAUGUUACUCCAUUGACAUUUACACAGACAACAUCCUCUGCAGACAUUGAAAUUAUCUUCACCACUGGAGAUCAUGGCGAUAACAAUGACUUUGAUGGACCUGGUCAGAUUCUGGCCCAUGCAUUUGGUCCUGGCCCAGCUAUUGGAGGUGAUGCUCAUUUUGAUGAGGAUGAAAGCUGGGUAACUGGAAGUAAUGGAAUCAACUUGUUAAUUGUUGCCACCCAUGAAUUUGGACACUCUCUGGGACUCUCACAUUCUUCUGUUGCUGGCUCUGUCAUGCUUCCCUUCUAUACGUUUGUGCCAAGAGAGAGCUUUAAACUUUCAAGUGAUGACAUUGAAGGAAUCCAGAGUUUAUACGGAUCUUCAGCUGUGACAACACAAGCACCGGGUCCGGCUCCAACACAAGCACCGGGCCCGACUUCAACUAAGGAACCAUCGACGUGUGACCCAAAUUUGUUUGCAGAUGCUGCUCUUAAAAUAGGAAGCUAUAUUUUUUUCAAGAACGGGUUCUAUAAAUUGGCAAGAUCCUCACGGGUAAUCCCAGUUAACAGCACCUGGCCAAGUAUGGUGUCAAACAUUGAUGCUGCUAUCAGAAACCGACGGAGAAACAAUAUCGUUUUUUUCUCAGGAUCUCAGUACUGGCUUUUCACUGGGACUGUUCUCAACUCAGGGUUCCCAAAGCCGAUCUCUGAUUUUGGAUUUUCAAGCAGUGUUACUAAAAUAGAUGCUGCAAUACAUGUUCGACGUGACAUGAUGCUAUUCUUUGUGGGUGAACAAUUCUGGAUCUAUUCUACACGUAGAAAUCGAAUGAGCCGUAGAAGCCCACAUUUAAUAAGAGACAACUUUACUGAAAUUUCCCAAGUGGAUGCAGCUUUUAGAAGUCGUGGGUAUUUCUACCUCACAAGUGGACCUUUUGUGUACAAAUACAGGGGUACCAGAUUAAUAGCACGUCUCAAACCAACAGGGUGGAUGAAUUGUCCCUAAAUAAAUGUGCUUUGCUACCACACCACUGUGUACUCCAACCCAUGGAGAAUAUUGCUCACAGAGGAUGGACAGGUUAUCUUAAAUGUAAGACAAAAUUAGCUAUUCGAUGAAGUUUAAUCAUUAACUCUUUCACAAUUGAUUUAUUUGCUCAAUCUAUUGCAUAAAUUGUAACAAGACAAUAUCAUUUUAGCAUCUAAAGUACCUCUCAGCAUACAUUGAACUAUGAAUAUAUGCUGUUGUGCAAUAAAUGUUUAUGUGAAAUUUC